GUCGAGUACCAAUCAUUUCACAGCCACCGUUCAUACAUACAAAAUAAACAUGAUUGGUGCUAAAAUCUUAGUGGCAGUAGCUAUUGCAGUGGUAUCCCAGGUUCAAGCUAAGCCAUGCUUGCCUUGUGGUAUUCCAUUUCCUCCACCAUGUGCUCCAGCCGCCCCAGCUAUUAGCCCAGCUCUCCUGAGCUUGUUGCCACUCUUGCUCGCACCACCUGCUCCAGCACCACUUCCACUGCCUCUCCCUCUCCCAGCUCCUUGCGUUGCUCCAGCUCCACUCCCACUCCCGGCUCCAUGUGCCCCCGCUGCCCCCGCUAUUAGCCCAGCUCUUUUGAGCUUGUUGCCACUCUUGCUAGCACCAUCUGCUCCAGCUCCACGUGUUGCUCCUUUGCCAGUCGCUCUUCCGCCUCCAGCACUCAUUCCAGUACCACUCAGCCCUCUGCCAGUCCCAGCCCCAGCUCCAUGUGCUGCUCCAGCCCCACUUCCGCUCCCUCUACCUCUGCCAGCUCCAUGUGCAUCUGCUGCUCCUUCUCUUAGCCCAGCUCUUUUGAAACUUUUGUUGCCACUUUUGUUGCCAGCAAUCGCACCAGCACCUGCCCCACUCCCACUUCCAGUUCCAUGUGCUGCUCCAGCACCACUCCCACUCCCACUCCCUCUCCCAGCUCCAUGUGCUCCAGCUGCUCCUUCUCUUAGCCCAGCUCUUUUGAAACUUUUGUUGCCACUUUUGUUGCCAGCAAUCGCACCAGCACCUGCCCCACUCCCACUUCCAGUUCCAUGUGCUGCUCCAGCACCACUCCCACUCCCACUCCCUCUCCCAGCUCCAUGUGCUCCAGCUGCCCCAGCUAUUAGUCCAGCUCUUUUGAGCUUGUUGCCACUAUUGCUAGCACCAUCUGCUCCAGCGCCAUGUGCUGCUCCAGCACCACUUCCUCUCCCUCUUCCAUUACCAUGUGGUUGUUAAUUAAUACAACGAUUGUUAAACAGUAUAAAAUUAAUUGUUUAACUAAAAAAUAUAAAUGAUGAUUUAAAAAAUUUUACAAGA
Messenger RNA from Adelges cooleyi (spruce gall adelgid), 1039 nucleotides. RefSeq lists its product as uncharacterized. Lineage: Eukaryota; Metazoa; Arthropoda; Insecta; Hemiptera; Adelgidae. The record is from RefSeq and is a predicted model, not a curated record. The transcript has 2 exons. The coding region runs from base 50 to 958 and encodes 302 amino acids.